This is a messenger RNA of Pseudogymnoascus destructans, 4251 nucleotides long. RefSeq lists its product as uncharacterized. The coding region runs from base 1042 to 2796 and encodes 584 amino acids. The transcript is spliced from 6 exons. Lineage: Eukaryota; Fungi; Ascomycota; Leotiomycetes; Thelebolales; Thelebolaceae. The record is from RefSeq and is a predicted model, not a curated record.
ACCUUCCCCACAGUAUUUGUACCAGAAGUGUAUAAGUGUUUUCCACAAUCCACAAGGCUUUUGUGACAUUUUGGGUUGUUCCUCAACCACAAACCACAAGGCGAAGCGAAUCUCUCAGAACCAAUAUGUUCGUGACCUUCAGGAAUCUUUUCAGAAAACCAUAUUCAUUCCCCAAGAAAAGGCCAUAGGAGCCUUACAUUUAUCCCUACAAAUACCGGACUGCCUGGCCCACUCGAACGGAGGACUUUAUACACAAAAACACUCCACCCCAUAGGACGGACACUGCUGGAUCUUUUCUCUCUCUCUCUCUCUCUCUCUCUCAACAGCAUCGCAUAUCCUGCGAGUAUUUUUUUUUGGCAGUUCCACAAUCCACAACAGGGACAGGGCUUCGCCACAUAUCCUGGAGGCUGCCCAAAGACCAGAGGAGACAAAAACAGAACCACCUUUUGGAGUCACCCGUUACACUGAUUACUUUAUUGUUUUGGAAACCCUUGGAGACCACAGACCAAAGAUACCUUCUUCGCUACAUUUUUAAACUGAUCGCGAGGUGGUCAAGUACAGCAUACUUUUAUAUAUCUACCUUGAUAGACCAUCAACCCACGAAAAAGUUCAGAUAUCGUCCUGACACACUUUUACCCCGUCAACCAUCUCCAAAGCAACGCCGUUACGAAGUAGUCGUCAUCGCAAAUACCAAUCACUCACAAUCGAUCGCAUGUACCUUGUUGACGUCUCGGCCCCACAUCCCCACGAGUACCACCAAACAACCAAAGUAAACAAAACAACACACCAAACUCUGCGCCGAUUACCUGCUGUUUCGCCGUUUUACUCGCGCGACAAGUAUUUGGCGGUCAAGAUCCAGCCAGUGUUGGCGCCUUACAUAUCGACCGCGAAAAAAUCCACAUUCCAGCCGUAGCCUGUUGCAGCCGACCUUUACCUGCGUGUCAACGUCAGGGAUUAUAAACACAAAAAGGAUAUCUCCGUCUCGACUCUCCCCCAAGGAGACGGUCGCGACCUGGAGAUAUACCCUACACCGAAUUACAAAUGCCGCCAGCCGUAAAAGUCGAUCUCGACAACCACUCCCCGUCGAAUAGCUCUUCUCGAUCUUCCUUCACGGGAGGAAGCUCAACAGACGAUACAUGGGAUCCAAUAUACCCCGAAGACCCCGAGCCGUCGGAGCCUGCUUCCCGUUCCAGACAGCAGCCGAUAUACAGGAACUCGAGCCAACCCGCUCCCUCGAUCCGUAGAGGCUCCUCUCGAAGGCAGACAUCGUCGUCUGACCACAGCUCUCGCCACCAGCAACCACGCUCGCAUCGGCCAAGGCCGAACCCGCCAUCGAGUGUGGCGUCCAUAGAGGACUACCCGGGCUAUGGCCGAGGCUUCCCAUCGCAACAUCCUCAAUAUGGCGGCAGGGCGCCGCCGCCCCCGGCAGGAUAUCCGCAAAGCUUUGCCUCCGGCUACACUGUAGGUGCGCCGCCACCACCUUUCCCUGGAGCGGCUGGGCCGGUAGUGCCGUUCGGGCCUCCUCCUAGCUCGCACGGGUACCCCCAGAACCCCUUCUCACCCGCCGCCGGGGUUGGCCAGCAAGGCUACUAUCCGCCAGGGCAGCACUAUCCUCCCGGCCAGCAGCCACUUGGCGGCUUUGGUGGGCAUGAAAUGAUGCCAUACGGGCAAGCGCCACCAUAUGGCGGCUACCCCCAAUACGGGGUGCCGCAUCAAGGCCAAGGAACAUCGGGAAGCCAAUCGCCUUAUUAUCACUAUUCUCAGCCGGUCCCGCCUCCCCACGAGUCGCCUGCGCCAACUCCAGCCCCGGCACCUGCGCCGGCGACUCCAGCACCACCUCCCGCGCCUGUUGCCGACCCCGAAGUGGAGAAGAAGUUGGCUGAACUUCAAAAGGCACUUCAAGAAUCGCGAAAACUUUUCAACGACAAGGUGGCGGCAGAGCAAAAGGCGAAGGAUGACGCCGAACAUACUGCCGCCACAAAUAAGAGGGUCGCCGAAGAAGUUGCCAAGAUGAAGGCAACGAUGGAAGCAGCGGCGCGAGCCAAGGAAGUUGCUGACGCGAAAGCCAAGUUUGAUGCUGAGGUUGCCGCCGUGCAGAAGGCAAAGGACGACGAGAAGAAGGCAAAAGCUGAAGCCGAGGCGAAGAAGAAGUACGAAGCAGAUUUGAAGGCCAAAUUUGAGGAGGAGAUCAAGGUGGCCAAAGCUGAAGCAGACGCCGCGAAGGCUUUAGCUGCCCCGCCGAAGGAGGUGAAAAAGAAGCCGAUCAAGUUCAAGGAUGCUGUUGGCCGCAAGUUCAGUUUUCCGUAUCAUCUUUGCCAAACAUGGGCAGGAAUGGAAGAUCUCAUUCGACAAGCAUUCCUUCACGUGGAAGUCAUUGGCCCUCACGUCCAGGAAGGCCAUUAUGACCUGAUUGGACCUAAUGGCGAGAUCAUUCUUCCCCAAGUAUGGGAAACGAUGAUUGAACCUGACUGGGCAAUUACGAUGCACAUGUGGCCUAUGCCAGAGCCUCCAAAGCCGGAGCCUGGCCCACCGCCCGUGCCAGUUCCCCAAGCUCAUGGGAAACGACACUCGCAGAAGGCGGCGCCUAGGGGCCGAGACAGGGGUCCACCACCACCACCACCACCACCCCCAGCUGGCGGUUGGCCUGAUUCAGGUCCUGGAGGAAUGCCUGCGGUCAUGGUGAUAGAUGACAAUGUUCCGAAGAAGAAGAAGACAGAGAAGUCAUCUUGGGGUCUAUUUGGAGGAGGUGGAAGCAAACCUGCGAAGGGUGGGAAGGGAAGGGCAAAGAAGGGUUGAGAAUAAUGCUUUUUGGCAAAAUAUUAGCCACGUUUGAAGAAACUAAGGGGCGGGGGCCGUCAUGGACGACGGCUCUACGCAGUCACGGUCUGGUAGAGCACAGGCGACUCAGAACUGCGCCAGCCAAGUUGAGAUCGCAAGUUCUGGUCACGACGCUCCAAGAGGUAGACCUGGAGCAUUUAUGUCUCGCCGACACGUGGGGGGAGGGGAAGAAUAUGUAGCAAAUUUACGACUUUAUUUAUCGAUGUAGCAUUUGGGAUAUAUGGAGUUGUUAUACCCUUGUUGGAGGAUUUAGAUUCGAUGACUAUUUAUACGACCUGUUAUUAUAUGAGAAUGAUGUGAAUUAAUAUACGAGAUGUGAGAAGUUUGCAUCAGUGAGAGCGAAUGUUGGAAUUUGGAAUUUGUAUGUACAGUAUUAUAGGUUUUCGGACCGACCCCCAACGCCAUUUGUAUGCAGCACACUCAUUAUCGUUGCCUUCUUCUGUUGCAGCCUUUCAUCCCAGCCAUUCAUCAAGUUACAAUUCGAAGCCGCUACUUCUGCCUUGGGCUGUCCAGCAACAACUUUGCCCUCUUCUCAAAUGCCUCAAUCAUAACCUCUGCCAGUUUUGGAGCAACCGCUUUACUCAGAGAUCCAUACAAUGGGUUUGAGAAUUGAAAUUCGAUCGCCAGGUUCACCUCUGUGAGAACGCGAGAGACUCCAGACGUAGCGGGUUGUCCUAAAAGCGGCUUCACCGUCCACCUCGUUGAUAACCGCUUGAAGAUGUUAUUGGGUAUAGCAGGAGACUCUAUUCUCGAAAGGCGACCAAGUGAAUGCUGUUUUGAAACGGCGGGCACAGCAUCACCCCCGAGGGCCUCGACAAUGGUGUCUGAGACGCAAUUGAGCUUGCUUGUGAAUGUCUCCUCAAACCCUCCCCACCCAACUUUCAAGUCUGCUUGCUCGGGCCAUCUCUUCCCCUUGGUAUCUGGUUCUGACCAUUUUGUGACUCGGGAUUCUUGACAAUAAGGUAUGAAGCUUGAAUAGAGGUCCACGUCGGCGAUCAGGGUAUAUAAACUUGACGAUUCGUACGGGAGAAUUCGAGUUUCCUUCAGAGUAAUGAGUUCGGAGCCUGGAAGGGUGAGAAAGCUUCGUCGAAUUGGCGCAACUGGGCGAAAGUUCUGGGGUCUGACAGAGGAAAUGCGGCGCAUAACUCGAAGUGGAAUCGGACACGCCAUGGUGGAAGGUAAAAAAAAGAGAGUUAUUGAUCGCUUCAAAAAACAAUUUUCAUUAUGCUAGGUAUUCCGCCCCAGGUAAUGUACACAUGAAGUCGCAGACAAAAAACAUUGCGAUAUUUGGAAGCUAGAUAAACUCACCAGCCAGCUAACUGAUCCCUGUCCAUUUCCUUCCCGAAACUCGCUUACAUAAUGAGCCGCACCUUAAAUACGACAAAAAAGUUUUUGUGUUCUUGACAAAAACCU